This is a messenger RNA of Dioscorea cayenensis subsp. rotundata (Guinea yam), 612 nucleotides long. Its product is annotated as probable DNA-directed RNA polymerase III subunit RPC6. The transcript is spliced from 2 exons. Gene Ontology annotation, cellular component: RNA polymerase III complex. Lineage: Eukaryota; Viridiplantae; Streptophyta; Magnoliopsida; Dioscoreales; Dioscoreaceae. Bases 1 to 612 code for a protein of 203 amino acids. The record is from RefSeq and is a predicted model, not a curated record. Gene Ontology annotation, biological process: transcription by RNA polymerase III.
AUGGCGUCGAAAUCGAAAUCGAAAUCCACAGCAGCAGCAGCAGCAGCAGCAGCAGCAACAACAACAGGGUUGGUUCUCCCCCAGAAGCGAUCGCAGCCCCCGGGGCUGAACGAGAACGAGAAGAAGAUCUACACGUUGAUCAAGAACCGGGAGGGGAUGGGCAUCUCCCAGCCUGACAUUCGCAGCGCCAUCAACCUUGACAUUCGCACCCUCUACAAGGCCCUUGAAUCCCUGCAGGCCAAGCAGCUCAUCAAGACGGUCAACAGCGCCCGCAACAAGCGCGCCAAGAUCUACAUGGACUUCCAAUGUCAGCCUUCCGCCGAGCUCUCGGGUGGACACUGGUUCACCAACGGUGAGUUUGAUGAGGGCCUCGUCUCAGCCGUUAGGCAGUCCUGCCUCACCUUGAUCAAGACCCUCGGGGUGGCCACCGUCGAUGAUCUAAUCAGUUCCAUCAACAAGUGUAAUAUCUUCGUUGGUGGCAUCACUGAGGCUCAGAUCGAUGACAUCCUUCAGUCUCUCAAGGUGGAUGGUGUGGGUUCUGCCAGACAAGAAGGAGCCCCUCACCGGGGUCAUGGCGUCCAUUCCUUGUGGUGUAUGCCCCCGGAUCAGUGA